This is a messenger RNA of Cylas formicarius (sweet potato weevil), 1127 nucleotides long. RefSeq lists its product as uncharacterized. Gene Ontology annotation, biological process: developmental process. Lineage: Eukaryota; Metazoa; Arthropoda; Insecta; Coleoptera; Brentidae. The transcript is spliced from 3 exons. Bases 99 to 986 code for a protein of 295 amino acids. The record is from RefSeq and is a predicted model, not a curated record.
UUGUUCUGUGUUUAAUAUCUUAUUUAUUCCAUGCGUUUUUGUCUUAAUAAAUAUUAUUUAGUUUUUAUAUUAUAAAUUUACUGAAAUUAUCUCUCAAUAUGGCUGCUGUUGUAAGAAUAAAACGUCAUUUAGACGAAGAUCCUUUGAAUGCUUUAAUUUUAAAUUGUAAAAGGCGAAAAUUAAGCUGUGGUGAAAAUGAGGAAGAAAAAUCCGCAGUUCUACAAUUUGCGGGAACUUCAGAAGAAGAAAAUAUAGAAAAUCUUUUAAAUAAGUAUAAUGUGGCUAAGGCCGCUGACAUAAAGGAACACUUUAAGAAACCACCUAUUGAUAUUUUGCAAAAACUUCGUACUGAAGUAAAAGAACAAUCAAGAAAUAAUAGAUACAAAAUAGUUAACCGCUUUAGGCAGAUAAUAAAAAUUAAUGAAGAAUGUGAAAACUUGAAAUCAGAUCCAGAAUUUACUGUUUUCGAUAUUGAAACUGAUUUUAAUAGGAAUGAUUCGACAGAGAGGAAUAAAAAUGAUAGCGUUAUCCCAAAAUAUGUGUAUGAUUUUUAUUAUACUAGUUCUGACGAUCUUGGAGAUGCAGACUUGGAUGAACUUAGUGUUUAUCCGUUAAUGGAUUCACAGUAUGACCCGUUUAUAUUUGGUUCUAUGAGAGACAAUGGUUUGGAAGGAAAAGACUCUGAUGGUGACAGUGAUGAUUCAAAUGCUGAAUGUAAUUGGCGUAAUGAUUACCCAGAUGAAGAUGACUUAGAAAGUAUAAACGAAGAUGAUAUGAUCGGAGCUGUUAAUAACAUUAAUUUAGGUGAAGAUCUCUCCUCUGAUGACGGUGAAGAGGAUUUUGUAUAUUCCAGAUAUGAUGAUAAUGGAGGGUAUAAUUUGAGAGCAGAUAAAUUAAAAUAUGGGAAGUUGUAUGCGGACUUUAAAGCAAAAAAUUUGAAUGAUUCAUAUUACAGUGAUAUAGAUGAAGAUGAGUAUUUUCACUGAUGUCCGAGUUCUGUUGUAAAAACUCGGAAGAAGGCUCAAUUGUAAAUAAAAGUAUAUUUCACUUUGCUGUGUGAUUAGCUGUUUAAUUUGCUUAAUUAAAAAAUUAAAUUAAAGGUUAAAAAAAUUAAAAUUAAAGUGGGU